Messenger RNA from Astrephomene gubernaculifera, 5334 nucleotides. The record is from the annotation of a GenBank genome assembly. NCBI's taxonomy places the organism in Eukaryota, Viridiplantae, Chlorophyta, Chlorophyceae, Chlamydomonadales, Astrephomenaceae.
UGGGACUCUGCACAUUACUGGCUUGCUUCUUAGUGCUGAAUGGCUCUCCUUUUGCGGACUCGUACCGCUUGCGCAGUUGUGAAACAGCGACGUAGUGUACCUUUUGCUUGCGCUCCUCCCUUAGCCCCUCUCCGCAGCACACACGUCACUCGGGCGAGAACUGAAAGCAUGGACCUUCCCAUUGGCUCUCCUGCGCCUCACUUUGAGCUGCCGGAUGUUGUGAGCGGCAAGACGGUCCGCCUGAGCGACUUGAGGGGCUCUCCCGCCACCCUCAUCAUGUUCAUCUGCAACCACUGUCCCUACGUCGUCCAUCUGAAGGCCGCCCUGGUGCAGCUGAUGGCAGAGUACGGCCCCCGGGGGGUGCGGGCGGUGGCCAUCAGCAGCAACAGCCCCGUCACACACCCGCAGGACGGACCGGACAGGAUGGCGGAAGAUGCCCAGAGGUACGGCUACAACUUCCCGUACCUGUACGACGAAACGCAGGAGGUGGCCAAGGCCUACAAGGCUGCCUGCACCCCCGAGUUCUACGUGUUCGACUCCGAGCACCGGCUGACCUACCAUGGCCAGUUCGACUCCACGCGGCCCCGGCAAGACCCCCCGCAAGUGCCCACGGGACGUGACCUCCGAGCCGCUCUGGACGCCACCCUGGCCGGCCAGCCCGCCCCCGCCUCCCGACCUAGCAUCGGCUGUAGCAUCAAGUGGGCCCCCGGUAACGAGCCGGAGUACUACGGACGGAAGUGAAGGGGGCGGCGGAGCGAGAGGAGCGCAGUGCGUGGAGAGUCGGGGAGAACUUGUUGUGCGUUUUGGACGGUCAGGGCGUUUCGGAGAGUCAGGACGUUACGGCGCGCACCGCGGGAGGGAUGCAGAGCGCCGCUUUUAGGUGGAACGGCAGCUUAGGCUGACACAUGGGAGAUCCCGUCGAUCAUGUGGCAAAAUGGUUUAAAGGGUGUUGGUCGUUACUGUCUCACUUUUGGGAGUUGUAAAGAAGUAAUAAUAGCAGCAUGUUGUCGUGCUUCAUGUUUUCAGUUGAGCGGACCAGGAGUGUUUCUGGUGGGUUUCUCACGGUCGCCGGGGCCACCCUGACGUGCGCUGCUGCUGCCUGCCGUUGGUACGGCUGCCGCGCAGCACGGCAGUACUACUCGGACGGCAACUCUUUUCUCUCCAAGCCUGGCUAAAUAUUAUAAGCAUAUUGUAGUGCCUGGCCGUGUUGUACAUGAGAGUCAUUAAAUGCCUCGGAGUUGCCAGGGGCCAUCCGGAGGCCAGGAAAGCAACAACCAACACGCGACGUGUGAGUCGAACUUCACAAUAUUUUUAUGACGCACAGUGAAAUCUAGUGCAGCUGAAGGGAAAGAUACAAAGGAUGAGCACCCGGCGAUAGUAUAGGAAUGGCUUCGGAGAAUUCGUUAGACUUGCAUACCUCAGCUCAAGCCCUGGACUACCUGCAUGGUUGGCUAAAUGGAUGAGUGCCGUUGCUGGCUUCAUAAAACACACGACGACAAGUCCGCAACAUAGACGUCGCCAGGCCAACCAUUCACCCAGGGCCAUUGACUUGCGCUGUGCCCUUCACAUCCAUUGGAGUACAAUUGAACAUCACCUGAAUAGCCGGUUUGUAGAUUUUAGCUAAAAGCCGGCGUCACGUCCCAUUACUAGGCUUUUCUCAAGGGCCAUGGGCCUCUUAGCCCUCGCUGGUCUGGUACUCGCUGGUCUGGAAAGUUGAUCGUGCUUAAACAUGGUGUAAUGACACUCUAACGCGUCUUUAGCUGAGCUGGUCUUGACUACCCUGGGCGAGCGGGCGCGAGGGAAGAUGCGGUUAUCAGUAGUUCCUGGCCGCUUGCUGGCGAUGCAGCCAGUUCAGCACCACUUCCGCGGCGACGUCAGAACCUCAAGGCAGUCCCAAUACGCCUCAAAGCUCAAUCCCGUCCCUCCUUUAGUCGCACCGCGCACCCGGGCAUCAUCGCUGCUCGUAACCUGCUCAACAGACCGGCGCCGCUCGCUCAUAAAGCGACGCAGCGUUCCCCGCGCGCAGCGCAAAAAGCAACGCUACCGCGACGACUCCCACAGCGCAGACCUGGACCCCAGCUCUCCUCGCUUUCCUGGGCGCCUCACCUCGGAAAUCAACAGCGCCAGCGGGCCGCUGCAGCUAGCCAAGCUCAUCCAAGAAUACGGACUGCAUUUCAGCGGAACGCAAGCCACCAUGACACUAGCCCGUCUAGCCGCUUUCGCCACCUUCCUCAACCUCAGCGAAGAGCAGUUGGCCGCUCAGGCUCGUGCUACCAGACGCUGCGUGCUGCUACUGCGCAGCAAGGUGUACGAAUGCGACCCGCUCAGCUACGCCCGUGGGGCUUAUGCGCUGGGCCGGCUGGGCGUGUACGACGCGGAUCUCAUGGCGUUGGUCGUACAAGAGACGUACGACAAGCUGAAUCUGUUUGCGCCGGAGGCCCUGGCGGCGUUGGUGUCGGGGCUGGGUGCGCUAGGACACGUGCCGCCGGAGGAGUGGCUGGACCGGUUCGCCCUGGAGGCGUACACGCGGUUUACCCGCUUCAAUGCCUCGGAGCUGGCCAGCCUGCUCUACUCGCUAGCCCGGCUGCAGCACACCCCAAGCACUGCUUGGAGUGAGCGCUGUCUGGAGUGCUUCCGAGCGACCAUGCUGCUGCCCGCCACUCCGCCGCUGGCGCCCGCCAUGGUCAAGUUCGCGUUCGGGCUGGCGUCGUUGCAGAUCCGACCUAGCUUCAAUUGGGCUGCUGCGUUCGUGGCUCGACUGCGGCCGCUGCUUGACUCCCUGAGCGCUCGGGAGCUGGCGCUGCUGAUGUGGGCGCUGCCCCGCUUGCUGGGUGCAGCGCAGCCGCCGCAGCUGCCGGCAGCGGCGCUGGCAGCAGGAGCAGCAGCAGCACGCCUUCCAGCUGGGGAGGUGGCGGCAGGGCUCGACCAGGCGCCGGCAGGCACCCCGCCCGGACUGCCAGCGGCUACGGUGCCUGCUCAGCAGGCGUCGGCUGUGGCUACGGCUGCUGCCGCGCCGGCUGUGAGUCUGGACAGGGAGUUUUUGGACGCUUGGUUUCGGUGCGCGGCACGCAGCAUGCCCAACGCGGACGCCUCAUCGCAGGUGCUGCAGCUGCAUGCCCUAGCGUGGCUGCAGGUGUCCCCUUUGUCGGCCAAAUACGUGGUUGCCUUGCUAGCACAGUUGCAGCAAGCGAUGCCGGCGCGUACGACGCGGCCGGGAAGGGUUAAAGCGGCACCAGGCCUCCGGCAGCAGGUGACGGAGGGCUCCAGGACGGACAGCCUAACUGGCGCCCAGAUGGCAGCUGUCUUGCUGAGCCUGGUGGCCUUGCGCAUCCGACCAGGGCCCGAUUGGAUGGAGGCGUACAUGGGAGCGCUGGAGCCGUUGCUAGCCAGUUUGGAACCCCAAGCGCUGUGUGACCUGGCCUGGGCGCUGGGACAGCUGGAGUAUCAACCGUCAAGCGAGUGGAUCGCACUCUUCGUGGACCAGUGUAACAUGCUGAGCAGCGGCUUGAAUGCGCUGCAAGUGCAAACGCUAGAGUGGGCUUUCCGUAAGCUGCAUCUUGAGUCCGCAGGCAACUUGCGGGAGCUGUGGACACGUGGGACAAUGCACGGGGUUGACUAGGCGAUAUGGCCAUUGCUUUGAAGGACCAUUGAGGGGUCUGAUGUAAUACAACUGUGUCUCUGGUUUCAUAUCUCGUGCAUACUGCAUCUUUGCGACUGGUUUCGAGUUCGUGCUACUGGACAUAGGAUGGCCUCUGCCGAAGUCCGGAUCCCCCCGAUUCCUUGCUUUACGGAUGUGCUCCAAACAAACACCGCAGUGCCGUCCGUGACAACACACGUACGUCGUGACGUACGAGCCCCUGCCCAUCAGGACAAAAUCCCAAGCCUACUACACUGAAGCAAAUCCCAAAGGUGGUGUGAGCGUGAAGUCGGUAGAUGAGACAGUGCGCGGGAGGCGGAGCGCUUACUAGGUUGAAGGCACCGGCGGAGGCCCUCACGAAACGCGGGCCGGGUCCCAGGUGGGAGAGUCAGACUUCAGGGGAGGGCGUGCGAGGCCGCCCAUGCGCAGGACUUGGCGGUGCGAGUGUUGCUGUUGGGACAGGUUGCUGGUUGAGCCGCAAGGUCAGCGGCGGUGCUUCAUUGGGGUCACGGGGGAAAAAUUAAAUGAGCUGGGGCCCUGCGGCAUGUGUGCUUGAGUGUCGGCUGAGGACACCCAAGCAUGGUCCUUGGGUGUGUGUUCUUGCUUCCUGUGUCGGCGGUAUGCCCUGCAGUGUUGGCUCGCCCCGAUUAGGGGCGUAGUCUUAGCGUUCACUCAAAAUAGUCCGAGCCGAGGCGUUAUGUCCUUUUUGUACCGUGUGCAUGUCCUAUGUGUACCCUUGUACAGUUUGUAUGUACCUGCACCGAGGUCUCAGAUUCGGUCGGACAAGGUGGCGUAGUAAUUGGUGUUGUGUUUUGAAUACAAUGGCAUGUCGGAAAAAGUAAGAGGCUCAGAGCUCAGAAGACGACCCAAAUGUCGUACAUAUUGGCGGAAAGAAAGUGCUGUUGGCGGGUUUGUCUAGGUGAUUCGUAAUUUCCAUAGCAAUGUCAUUGUAGUGUUGUAAAGCUGGAACCAACGUUUAGCCCAGAAGCCAAGGAUAAGUUGGCUCUUGUUGUGCCUCCCUCAAGGCUGAUUUGCCUAUUGCAAGAAACUGAACUGGUAAAGCUGCUAUUUCUGCUAUAAUGUAGAAAGUUUAGUUGUAAUUCAAUACAAACAGCUUAGCAAAGGCUGCUGCUGCCGCGGCGACCGCAGAGCCAAAAGUGGGCAUCGUCCCGCUACAUUCACAUUUACGUUCGUUCAUUCAUUUCGUUCGUUCAACGGCCACCGCUGAAAAGUGGAUCGCACGACGUGCUCGUUUGGCGUAUUCGAUGCGUCCCUCGCCCGACCUGGCCUUUGUCGCAAUCCUGUGGGCUAUCGCUCUGGCGAUUGCUUCUUUGAUGCCUUUCGUUGGCUGUUGUUCCAGCAACGCGGAGUUGAUGUGGGUGUAUCAGCAGUGCGUCAAGCGGGGAAUGGCGAAUUUCGCCGGUGUUAUGGCGUUUUUGUGGAAGCCUACGCACGAGCGCGCAUAUUGGACCCUGCCACACCGCAUGCAGAGCUUAGGCAGGGGGUUAGCGCGCAGUUCGAAACCGACAAUCCACACGUGUCGCUGGCUGCAAAAACAGCCACGGCCAUUCCUAACGAGCCGAGAUAUGCACGCACCGCUGCAUCAGAAUGCGCCGCUGUGGCUGCUUACUGCACGGACAUGCUAUCGCUGGGAGAAGGGCCUGUGGUCACAGCGGCAUGGGCGAACGAAAACAUCA